GCACACAAAGUUUACAAAGUCCUGACAUCGUUGCAUCGCUGAAUGCGACCGCCGCAUCCUCGCCCGUGGAUUAUAAAGUUUAGGCUACUUCAGAAGAAAGCCACCCUACCUAAAAAGUAAGUUUUCUUUAAAGACUGGAAUUGUCUGCAACUCCGCUGCCACAGUCAUUGCUGCUCUGCCGCUAGACAAGGACACUUCAACCUCUGCCUGAGUGUCUUCACAACCCAGAGCCCCCUACUCAGCUUCUACCAACACAAACUCAAACAUAAACUUAACGGAGAUGGAGGGUCAGGUGGCGCGGUUUGCCCUUCUUCUGUGCAUCACUGUUGCAGCCUCUGCCUCAAGUCAGACGUGUGAUCCAAUGAAGGUUGAUGACAACCCAUGGGUGUAUGUGGGGGAGAGUCUGAUUGGCUGUUGGACCAGCUUCAUCAGAGAGGACAAGGCAGAGGUCCACAUCCUUAACCUGAACUUUGCAGCCACGGAGUCCAAAAUGUUCUCUCUCGAGAUGACCAAUGCCAAGCCAAUGAACCUUAUCCUCACAUCGCCAGACACGGCAUACGGUCUAUACAACAUCAACACCGAUGUUAACAUUUAUAUAAACAAUGCCUCCACAAUUACCCUUCAUGCUAAUCAACAUCACAGCAACGUCCACAAGCAAGACUUCCCCACUCAAGAUGAGGAACUGGUCAAGUGGGCAACACACAAGUUUGGGGGUGUGACUUCAUUCACCACAAUCCGAAAUCUAAAAACCGUCUCAUCAACAGGAAUAAAAGGGACCAAACCUGGCUCUCGUAACUGCAUACUUAAAAAUGAAGAUGCAUUCGAGAAGCACUUUAUGAAGAUUGAAACAUUACCCAUGGCUUCGUUCAAGUAUUGUUCCACACAGCAACAGAACCGUGGUGAUGAAGCUGAGCUUCAUAUCAUAAACAUCCCAGAGAAUUCCAUCACUUGCAAUGUGUCACUUCGCAUUGACACUGAGAAGACCAGCGUGUUCCUGAGAGGCCCUCAGGGCACCACAUGGACCUUCCUCGCCCUAAAACACACCCAGUUUGGUUCGAACAAUGAUAUCCUGCUGCCCUCCAUGACACACAGAAUCCAGCCUACAUUUACACUGAACAGCGACAAUGCAGAGGAUGUGCAAAGGAUGGCUUUAAAUCAUUUCAAAGCCAGUACUUUCACCAGUUACACUGAACUCAAACCAGAGAAGUCUAUGGUUUUACUGGUUCUUGGAAAAAAAGACAACCCUGCAGUUACAGAAACAGUUCCAGCACCCGUCAUUGCCAUUACAACUAAUGCCCCUCAUCAGAUGCCUCUGCUGAUGCAGCUGUACACCUCCCCAGACUAUCGUUCUCCCCUGGACCCUAACACCAAGGUGCAGAGUGACAAGAGAAUUUAUGCAGAGAUUUCAGGGCACACUUUAGGGGAUAUUUUCUUGACCAUCAAGGUGAUCAGCUGCUUUGUGCGCUCCACGGGCUCAUGCCCUGUAGAGAAAGAGCUGCCCUUCAUGCCAGAGACCUGCUCCUUAAAUUCUUGUCCCAACAGCACCCGACUCAGCUUCUCCUUAGAUCAGCUCCAAGAGCUAACGUCCACCACAUGGGACCUGGAAUGCUCCGUCAAACUUUGCUACAGUGAGAAAUGUGGAGAUGGAGGAAGAGUGAAGAGGAAUCUGGAGGUUUCCCAGCCGUGUCUGCAACCAUCAACCCCAACAUGCUUUGAUUUUGGGCUACCCGGUGUUCUGGGCAUUGCAUUUGGAGGGUUCCUGAUUGGAGUAUUACUUAUUGGAGCCCUGUGGUUUAUCAAAAUUAAAACAGGGUACCCAACUGCACUGGACAUUAGCUCAACUGCAGCAAAUCUUCCUAGAUGCCCCUGCUCAGGAGCAAAACGACAACCUGUUUCUACCAUCCCUUCCCCCUCUGAGAACAGCAGCGCCAAUGCAAGCAUUGGAAGCACCCAAAGCACACCGACCAGCAGCAUGGCAUGAGAUUAUGGUAAUCUCCGCCACUAGUAGAGCCACCGUCUCCCUUCAAAGUCACCUAUACGGGUUUUGUGCUUUUGCUUUCUUUAUUAAUGCUUGAAAAGCAUUUCUCCCUUCCCCUCUAAAUUCUCAUUAAAAAGCACAACCCACGUCUUUGACUUACUAGGCCUAAAAUGGAUGUGAUCUGGGAGUUUGUAAUGGUGGAUCGGGGAGCUGGGUGACGGAUGACAGAAGUCUAAUCAAUGGCCUCUGACGCUCACCUCUGCAGCCUCUCUGUAAAGUCAAGCUCCUAGACAGGAAGUUAAAGAGGGCAAAAGGAAAAAAAAAAAAGUAAAAUUGGCUCCCAGCAACAGGAAAAACAAACCAUAUCCCCCAAGAGCUAACAGGAAAUUCACUGCAUUCCUUUCAAUGAAUUGUGCUUGUGUGAUGGCAGCACAAUAAGAGUUAGACAGGAGACAAACCAGUCAGAAAACCGACUUUGAAAAACAGAUGAAAAGCUGUUUUGCAUUCACAUCUAAGCUACAAAAUAUGAAGGGCUUUUGGCUAGGUCAGUCCAAAAAGUUAUCAACAAUGUCUCGGGGACUGAACAUGGUAAGAUCUCAAACCAGUCAAUUAAAUGCU
Sander lucioperca (pikeperch) is the source of this 2596-nucleotide messenger RNA. It is a transcript of the gene eng, whose product is annotated as endoglin. Lineage: Eukaryota; Metazoa; Chordata; Actinopteri; Perciformes; Percidae. Bases 281 to 1981 code for a protein of 566 amino acids. The record is from RefSeq and is a predicted model, not a curated record. The transcript has 14 exons.